Meleagris gallopavo (turkey) is the source of this 346-nucleotide messenger RNA. The record is from RefSeq and is a predicted model, not a curated record. Lineage: Eukaryota; Metazoa; Chordata; Aves; Galliformes; Phasianidae.
CAGCGGUGUCCCCGAUGGCGGUGGCAGCGUCCCCGCAGUGUUUUCGUCCCCCACGUUGGCGGCGUUCCCGGGGCUGCAGCCCCUUCCGGCAGCCGCGUCCCCAGCCGCGGCGGUGCCAUCCCGGUGCCACGUCUGCCCGCAGUGUACCUGCGCAAGCUGGCGGACGAGGAGCAGCCGCUGCGACUGCGGCUGCUGGCAGGGCCCAGCGAGAAGGCGCUGAGCUUCGUCCUGAAGGAGAACGAGAGCGGCGAGGUGAACUGGGACGCCUUCUCGCUGCCCGAGCUGCACAACUUCCUGCGCAUCCUGCAGCGCGAGGAGGACGAGCAGCUGCGCCGCGUCCGCCACC